Molecule: messenger RNA, 1064 nt
Organism: Rhodamnia argentea
Lineage: Eukaryota; Viridiplantae; Streptophyta; Magnoliopsida; Myrtales; Myrtaceae
Product: calcium-binding protein CBP-like
Exons: 5
Coding region: 80-877 (265 amino acids)
Molecular function (GO): calcium ion binding
Source: RefSeq, a predicted model, not a curated record
UUCACUCUGUUCAAGCAAGACGCAUCCCAUCGCUCUCGACAGCCACACUCCGCGCGCGUGAACUCUCCCCCAAACAGAAAUGGCCGGAUACCCGAACGCGCCACCGAACUACGGCUACGGAGCCCCGCCACCGCCGUACGGCGCCGCUCCGCCGUACGGGCAGCAGCCCUACGGCGCUCCUUCCGCUCCCUACGGCGCGCCGUCCGCCCCCUACGGGGCGCCGCACCCUGCGGACAAGCCGGCGAAGGACAAGCCGCCGAAGGACUCAUAUGGAGCCGCCAGCGGAUACCCGCCGGCGCCGGGGGCGUCGCCGUACGCGAACCCGUUCUCGGCGCUGAUGCCGUCGCAGUUCCCGCCGGGGACGGACCCGAACCUGGUGGCGGGCUUCCAGAUGGCGGACCAGGAUCGGAGCGGUUUCAUCGACGACAAGGAGCUCCAGAAGGCGCUGUCGGGCUACAGCCAGAGCUUCAGCAUGAGGACGGUUCACCUGCUGAUGUACUUGUUCACCAACACCAACACGAGGAAGAUCGGACCCAAGGAAUUCACCGAGGUGUUUUACAGUCUCCAGAACUGGAGGGGCAUAUUUGAGAGAUUCGACAGGGACAGGAGCGGGAGGAUUGACGCCAACGAGUUGAGAGAGGCGCUUCUUAGUCUGGGAUUCUCCGUCUCGCCCAUUGUUCUCGACUUGCUCGUCUCCAAGUACGACAAGAGUGGAGGCAAGAACAAGGCCAUCGAAUACGACAACUUCAUCGAGUGCUGCCUCACUGUCAAGGGACUGACAGAGAAGUUCAAGGAGAGGGACCCCAUGUACUCGGGCUCGGCGACUUUCAACUAUGAGGGCUUCAUGCUGAUUGUCUUGCCUUUCCUUAUUGCUUGAGUUUGAGAUCCUUAGGAUGGUUCUCGGGCAGUAUUGUUGAUGUUUCCUAAGUACUUUUCGCGUCUCUGGGGCCUCUUUUUCCCCAUUUGAACUGGUCUAAUGUUACGUUUGCUUCUGUCAAAUAGGCUUCCAAUUAUCAUUAUAGCUUGCCAAUGCCAUCAGUCACUCUUCUUCGUUCUCUUUUCAA